AUGACCAGCGCAGAGAGCUACUAUCCUGACGAGCCUGUUAAGCCAGUGGUUAAGACGUCUACCAUUCCAGGUCCAGAGUCUGCAAAGCAAAUCGCCCAAUUAGAUCAAGUUUUCGAUGCAAGGCCAGCUUAUUUUAUUGCCGAUUAUGAGAAAUCUAUUGGUAACUACAUUGUUGACGUGGAUGGUAAUGCAUAUUUAGAUUUAUAUGCGCAAAUAGCCUCCAUUGCCUUGGGUUACAAUAAUCCCGCUUUGAUUAAGGCCGCACAAACGCCUGAAAUGAUUCGUGCAUUGGUAGACCGUCCAGCUUCAGGUAACUUCCCGUCAGCAGACCUACAAAAAACUAUUAAACAAAUUUUGAAGUUUGCUCCAAAGGGUCAAGAUCACGUUUGGUCAGGUCUAUCAGGUGCUGAUGCUAAUGAAUUAGCUUUUAAAGCUGCUUUCAUGUACUAUCGUGCAAACCAAAGAGGUUAUGACACUGAUUUUUCCACCGAGGAAAACCAAUCUGUCAUGGAGAACACAGCCCCUGGUGCCCCACCGUUAGCUGUUUUGUCGUUUAAAAGAGCAUUCCAUGGUAGAUUAUUUGCCUCAGGUUCAACAACAGUUUCUAAACCAAUUCACAAAUUGGACUUCCCAGCUUUUGAUUGGCCUCAUGCUGAUUAUCCAUCUUAUAAGUAUCCAUUGGAUCAAUAUGAACAAGAAAACAGCCUUGAAGAUGACCGCUGUUUAGCACUGGUUGAACAUCUGAUUAAAACAUGGAAAACACCAGUUGCAGCACUUAUCAUUGAACCAAUUCAAUCAGAAGGUGGUGAUAAUCAUGCUUCUAAUUAUUUCUUGCAGAAACUAAGAGAUAUCACCUUGAAACACAAAGUUGUUUACAUUGUUGAUGAAGUUCAAACUGGUGUCGGUGCCACUGGUAAAUUUUGGUGCCACGAAUAUGCUGAUAUUCAACCACCCGUUGAUUUAGUCACGUUCUCUAAAAAGUUCCAAAGUGCUGGCUACUUCUUCCACGAUCCAAAAUUUGUUCCAAAUAAGCCUUACAGACAAUUCAAUACCUGGUGUGGUGAACCAGCAAGAAUGAUCAUUGCUGGCGCAAUCGGUCAGGAAAUUGUCGACAAAGAUUUAACAGCACAAGUUCUUCGCGUCGGUGAUUACUUGUUCCAGAAAUUAGAAGCUUUGCAAAGCAAGUACCCAACCAGAUUUCAAAACCUUAGAGGUAGAGGUAGAGGCACAUUCAUCGCUUGGGACUUACCAUCGCCAGAAGAAAGAGACUUACUCUUGAAAAAAUUGAAAUUAAAUGGUUGCAAUGUAGGUGGCUGUUCUACCAACGCUGUCAGAUUAAGACCUACUCUAACCUUCGAGGAGAAACAUGCUGAUAUCUUCAUUGAGGCUCUUUCUAAGACCGUUGCUGAUCUAUAA
Molecule: messenger RNA, 1416 nt
Organism: Zygotorulaspora mrakii
Lineage: Eukaryota; Fungi; Ascomycota; Saccharomycetes; Saccharomycetales; Saccharomycetaceae
Gene: UGA1
Product: 4-aminobutyrate transaminase
Exons: 1
Coding region: 1-1416 (471 amino acids)
Biological process (GO): GABA catabolic process
Cellular component (GO): mitochondrion
Molecular function (GO): pyridoxal phosphate binding
Source: RefSeq, a predicted model, not a curated record